Molecule: messenger RNA, 399 nt
Organism: Recurvomyces mirabilis
Lineage: Eukaryota; Fungi; Ascomycota; Dothideomycetes; Mycosphaerellales; Teratosphaeriaceae
Gene: TXNL4A
Product: Thioredoxin-like 4A
Exons: 2
Coding region: 1-399 (132 amino acids)
Biological process (GO): mRNA splicing, via spliceosome
Cellular component (GO): U4/U6 x U5 tri-snRNP complex; spliceosomal complex; U5 snRNP
Source: RefSeq, a predicted model, not a curated record
AUGGGCUCCGUUGUGAUUCCCCAUCUAGUAACAGGCUGGCACGUCGAUCAAGCCAUCAUGUCCGAAGAAGACCGCCUAGUCGUAAUCCGCUUCGGCCGCGACUGGGAUCCAGACUGUAUGCGCCAGGACGAAGUCCUCUACAAAAUCGCCGACCGCGUGAAAAACUUCGCCGUCAUCUACGUCUGCGACCUGGACCAAGUGCCCGACUUCAAACAGAUGUACGAACUCUACGAUACCGUCACCCUGAUGUUCUUCUUCCGCAACAAGCACAUGAUGUGUGAUUUCGGAACGGGAAAUAAUAACAAGUUGAAUUGGGUGUUGGAGGAUAAGCAGGAGUUGAUUGAUAUUAUUGAGACGAUUUAUAAGGGUGCGAAGAAGGGACGGGGUUUGGUGCCCUGA